AUGUUAAAUAUAUGGGGAGUCAUCUUAUACUUGAGGUUACCAUGGAUCACAGCCCAGGCAGGAAUAGGACUCACUUGGUUGAUUAUUUUAAUGUCUGUGCUGGUGACAUCUAUCACAGGCUUGUCCAUUUCUGCCAUUUCCACAAAUGGAAAAGUAAAGUCAGGUGGAACUUAUUUCCUCAUCUCUCGAAGCUUGGGCCCCGAACUAGGAGGCUCCAUUGGACUCAUCUUUGCCUUUGCUAAUGCAGUUGCAGUUGCCAUGCAUACAGUAGGAUUUUCAGAAACUGUACGGGACCUCCUCAUAGAAUACAAUGCUGUAAUUUCUGACCCAGUCAAUGACAUCAGGAUUAUUGGAGUUAUAACUGUGACAGCUCUUCUCUUCAUAUCAUUAGCUGGAAUGGAAUGGGAGGCAAAGGCACAAAUAAUAUUCUUUAUUGUCAUCAUGAUAUCAUUUGCAAGCUACCUGGUGGGCACAGUCAUGCCUGCUAGUGAAGAAAAACAAUCCAAAGGUUUCUUCGGCUACCAAGGAUCAAUAUUCAUGGAAAACAUUGUUCCUAACUGGAGAGGGGAGGCUGGAACAUUCUUUGGCAUGUUUUCCAUCUUCUUCCCAUCUGCUACCGGAAUCCUAGCAGGAGCUAAUAUCUCAGGAGAUCUAAAGGACCCAGCAGUGGCCAUUCCCAAAGGAACACUAAUGGCCAUAUUUUGGACUACAAUCUCCUAUCUUGCGAUUUCUGCGACCAUAGGAUCUUGCGUUAUCCGUGAUGCCUCUGGCAACCUGAAUGAUACCAUACCAAUUAAUGAGACAGACUGUGAAGGACUAAGCUGCCAGUUUGGUUGGAAUUUCACCUCCUGCAAAGAGACAGAAAGCUGCUACUAUGGACUGUCAAAUCACUAUCAGGCAUUGAGUUUGGUGUCAGCGUUCAGCCCAUUGAUCACAGCAGGGAUCUUUGCAGCCACUCUUUCCUCUGCUCUGGCUUGCCUGGUGUCAGCUCCUAAAGUCUUUCAGUGUCUCUGCAAAGACAGGCUCUACCCCUUUAUUGGAUUCUUUGGAAAGGGUUAUGGGAAGAACAAUGAACCUAUCCGUGGCUACAUUUUGGCUUUCAUCAUUGCUAUUGGUUUUAUCCUCAUUGCUGAGUUAAACACCAUUGCUCCAAUCAUCUCAAACUUCUUCCUCUGCUCCUAUGCACUCAUCAACUUUAGCUGUUUCCAUGCAUCCAUCACAAAUUCACCAGGAUGGCGUCCAUCUUUCCGCUAUUACAGUAAAUGGACCGCCCUUUUUGGUGCUGUAGUGUCAGUGGUUAUUAUGUUUCUCCUGACUUGGUGGGCUGCUCUGAUUGCAGUGGGUAUCAUUGUAAUACUUCUGGGAUAUGUUACAUACAAGAAGCCAGAAGUGAACUGGGGAUCCUCAGUACAGGCUGGAGCUUACAACAUGGCACUGACCUACAGUGUAAGCCUCACAGGGGUGCAAGACCAUGUCAAGAACUUUAGGCCACAAUGUCUUGUACUCACUGGACCUCCAAACUUUCGUCCUGCGUUGGUUGACUUUGCCAGCUCCGUGACAAAGAACACAAGUUUAAUGAUCUGUGGCAAUGUUGUAACUACUGAUAAAGUGCCAGACUCAGAGGGACAUCUGCGAUGGCUAAACACCAGGAAAGUGAGAUCAUUCUACAGUGUAAUUCGUGAAAACACUUUGCGAAUUGGAGCCAAAAGUCUCAUGCAGGUUUCUGGUCUGGGUCGCUUAAAGCCAAACACUUUGGUGCUGGGCUAUAAGAAUAACUGGCAAACGGUGCCAGGGCAGUGCUUGGAGGAAUACGCUGGGGUCAUUCAUGAUGCGUUUGACGCUCAGUUCGGUGUAUGUGUUCUACACUUGAAGGAUGGCCUGGAUGUGUCACAGAAAAUGCAGGGACAAUGUAAGUGCAACAGUACAAUGUAUUUCAUGAAAUAUAUUUGCUACUAA
Molecule: messenger RNA, 1956 nt
Organism: Staurois parvus
Lineage: Eukaryota; Metazoa; Chordata; Amphibia; Anura; Ranidae
Source: the annotation of a GenBank genome assembly